Molecule: messenger RNA, 4148 nt
Organism: Gossypium arboreum
Lineage: Eukaryota; Viridiplantae; Streptophyta; Magnoliopsida; Malvales; Malvaceae
Product: leucine-rich repeat receptor-like tyrosine-protein kinase PXC3
Exons: 2
Coding region: 1001-3667 (888 amino acids)
Biological process (GO): protein phosphorylation
Molecular function (GO): protein binding; ATP binding; protein kinase activity
Source: RefSeq, a predicted model, not a curated record
UAAUAUGUUUUUAAAAGAAAUUAGUUGAGUCUAAAUAUUCAGUGAUGAAUAAAUCAAUACAGAAGGAGUGAAAUUAAUAAUAGGUAUAAAUGGUUUGAUAUCAAAUAUUGUGAUAUGUUGUUUGUUCGAUUGUGAAUUAUUUGAUGAAAUAAUUAUGAAGAAAAAGAAGAGUUCUUGAUGAGCUAAUGUCUCCUAGAAAAUAAAUAAAUAAAUUAUAAGCGGAAAGGAAGGAAGCAUAGGUGAAUUAUUUGAUAUGGAAAAUGGUGGGUAUUACGAUUUAGUUGUUUGUUGUAUCUCUGGCUCACAGACAAGGAGGGAAGGGGACAUGAUCUGUGUGUCUGACACUAAGCUAGCCCUGGCGGAUGCAUCAUAUCAUGUCCCAUUACACUUUUCAGCUUUCAGUCCGAGAGAGAGAGAGAGAGAGAGAGAGAGAGAGAGAGAGAGCGUUUGAUGCAAUUCGGCCUUCAUUAAAUCAACACUGCCCGGUUCUCGUGAAAAAGGAAUUGGCUUCAUCGAAUCUAUCCCCAUGGCAUAACCUCCCUUUUGCUGUUCCCAAACAUACUACACUCUCUCUCCCAGCUUUACCCUUUACCCUCCUUUGCUUCGACUUGUUUCUUCAGAAGCAUACUGAAUCAUCUUCUUUGAUCUACCUAACAUCACCCCUUCAGUUCCUCCUUCACCCCAUCUUCUCUUGCGUUUCUUUCUUCUCUCUCACUCUCCCACCGUAAUCAUUCCUCGGGUUUCCUUUCAUCUUUACCUAAAACUAUGGGGCUACUUGCUUCUCCAUCACUACUAGUUUUCUGGCAAUAUCUCUAAUGGGAUAUGUUUGUCCUUUUCUGGGUUUUCAGUCUCUGGGAAAUCUUCACUCUUUGUAUACUGACUGCGAUGCUUUGACCAGUGAGAAAGUUGCUGUCUUUUGGGCUCCAACCUCACUGCUUUUUCCUCAAAAACUUGUUAUUUGAAGAGGAGCUUGCUGCAUUACAAAAGAUAAGCUCAGAUAAUGGCAUUUUUAUACUUGUCAUUUUUGGUGGUUGGGAUUCUAUCAGGACCAGUUCUUGUGGAUGCUCAGCUCCAUGAUGAAGCUACAUUGUUAGCCAUUAAAAAGAAGCUGGGUGGUGUACCGGGUUGGGGUGACAACAGCACGGACUACUGCAAUUGGGAAGGCAUUCAUUGUGGCUUCAACCAUUCAUUUGUUGAAAGGCUUGAUCUUUCUAGGCGUAUGCUUAGAGGUAAUGUUACUCUAAUAUCUAAUCUUAUAGCUUUAAAACACCUCGACCUUUCUUAUAAUAACUUCAACGGGCCAAUUCCUUCAGCUUUUGGGAAUUUAUCCCAGCUUCAAUAUCUGGAUUUGUCAUUGAAUAAGUUUGAAGGUUCUAUUCCGUUGGAGUUGGCUAGUCUUAGAAACCUUAGAUCAUUGAACUUGUCAAACAACUUACUUGUAGGAGAGAUACCUCAAGAAUUCAAGGUGCUAGAAAAUUUGCAGGAAAUUCAGAUUUCUAGCAAUAGGUUGAGUGGUUCUAUCCCACAUUGGGUGGGCCAUUUGACCAAUUUGAGAGUUUUUACAGCCUAUGAGAACCAAUUAGGUGGUGAAAUUCCUGAUAAUCUAGGCUCCCUUUCUGAAAUCAAAUUGCUGAACCUUCAUUCAAACCGGCUUGAUGGGCCAAUACCAAAGAGCAUUUUUGGUAUGGGGAAGCUGGAAGUUUUGGUUCUCACCCAGAAUGGACUCUCCGGUGAUCUUCCCGAAGCAAUUGGUAACUGCAUUGGCCUCUCAAGCAUCCGUAUCGGGAAUAACAAACUUGUUGGUGUGAUUCCCAGGACAAUUGGAAAUGUUAGCAGCCUCACAUACUUUGAAGCAGAUAAUAACAAUCUCUCUGGUGAAAUCGUCUCGGAGUUUGCUCAGUGUACUAACCUUACACUCCUAAAUUUGGCCUACAAUGGAUUUACUGGAAUAAUCCCUCCGGAGAUUGGACAACUUACGAAUCUUCAAGAGCUCAUUCUUUCUGGGAACAGUCUGUUUGGUAAUAUUCCAACAUCAAUUCUCGGGUGCAAGAAUCUUAACAAGCUUGAUUUAAGCAACAAUAGAUUUAGUGGUACCAUACCCAAUGAUAUUUGCAAUAUGACAAGAUUGCAGUACUUGCUUUUGGGACAGAAUUCUAUCCAAGGGGAAAUACCUCAUGAGAUUGGCGACUGUGUGAAACUGCUUGAAUUGCAACUUUGCAGCAACUAUUUAACUGGAAGUAUCCCUCCUGAGAUUGGCCAUAUUCGCAACUUGCAGAUAGCUUUAAAUUUGAGUUUCAAUCAUCUUCAUGGUCAACUGCCACCGGAAUUAGGGAAACUAGACAAGUUGGUUUCUCUUGAUGUCUCCAGUAACCAGAUUAGUGGUGAUAUUCCACCUGAAUUUAAGGGUAUGUUGAGCUUGAUAGAAGUCAAUUUCUCAAAUAAUCUGCUUGCUGGCCCGAUACCGACAUUUGUACCAUUCCAGAAGAGUACGAACUCCAGCUUUCAAGGAAAUAAAGGGCUCUGCGGGGAGCCAUUGAAUUUCUUAUGUGCUAACUCUAUUGGUUCAGACCAGGUGAACUACCACCAUAGGGUUUCCCACAGGGUUAUACUAGCUGUUAUUGGUUCAGGUCUUGCGGUGUUUGUAUCAGUCAUAAUGGUGGUUCUGCUCUUUAUGAUGAGGGAGAGACAAGAAAAGGCAUCAAAAAGUGUAGACAUUGUAGACGAAGCAACUGACAACCAACCAAUAAUAAUAGCAGCGAAUGUGUUUGUGGAGAAUCUCAGGCAGGCAAUAGAUCUCGAUGCUGUAAUCAAAGCCACUUCAAAGGAUUCAAAUAAGAUCAACAGUGGGACUUUCAGCACCAUUUACAAGGCGGUCAUGGCUUCUGGAUUGGUUUUGUCAGUGAAGAGACUGAAAUCAAUGGACAGAACCAUAAUUCAUCAUCAAAAUAAGAUGAUAAGGGAGCUUGAAAGAUUAAGCAAGCUCAAUCAUGACAAUCUUGUACGACCUAUUGGUUUUGUCAUCUACGAAGAUAUUGCUCUUCUGUUGCAUCAAUAUCUACCCAAUGGCACACUAGCUGAACUUCUUCACGAGUCCUCAAAGCAGACAGAGUAUCAGCCUGACUGGCCCAGAAGACUAUCGAUUGCUAUUGGAGUAGCAGAAGGAUUGGCUUUCCUUCAUCAUGUGGCAAUUAUCCACCUUGAUAUCUCUUCGGGUAAUGUACUUCUCGAUGCAGACUUUAAGCCAUUGCUUGGGGAGAUAGAAAUAUCAAAGCUCUUAGAUCCAUCCAAGGGCACUGCAAGUAUUAGUGCUGUAGCCGGCUCCUUUGGCUAUAUCCCCCCAGAAUAUGCGUAUACAAUGCAAGUCACUGCACCAGGAAAUGUAUAUAGCUAUGGGGUUGUGUUGCUUGAGAUCCUCACUACCCGAAUACCAGUUGACGACGAUUUCGGUGAAGGAGUAGACUUGGUGAAAUGGGUUCAAGGAGCUCCGGUGAGAGGGGAAACCCCUGAGCAGAUACUUGAUGCAAAGCUAAGCACUGUUUCAUUUGGUUGGAGGAAAGAAAUGCUUGCAGCUUUGAAGGUGGCUUUGCUAUGCACGGACAGCACACCUGCCAAACGACCAAAGAUGAAGAAGGUAGUGGAAAUGCUGCAAGAAAUAAGGCAAAACUGAUCAACUAGCUAAGAUGUUUACAUUCUGAAAGCAUUUGGGAAGGCUUUUUUUUUUUUUUGGGGGGGUGGGUGGGUAUGAGAAUCGGGUUGAAACUGGAGAAAGUGGGAGUAAGUAUUGCUAGAUCAAAGGUGUCUGCUUUGUUUAGAUUGGAAUCUUUAGCAGUAAAAAAAAAAAAAAAAGAAGAAGAAACUUUGUAAUCUCAGUUGGAGUGAGUCCUUGUUUAUUGCUGAAUACAGAAGGAUUCCAAGUCAUAUUGCACAAAUAUGAUUUCCCAAUUUCUGUUACAUAUCAUUUUCUCCUUUAUUGCGGUUGCACUUACCUACAAUCUCUAAGCUAUAUCCCAACGCUUAGAAUUGCUUGAUUUGAAUUGGAGACCAUCAGUGUUACUUAGAACGUGGAUAUGUUGGUUUGGUUUAGUAGCAACAUUGGUUUGGUUUAGUAGCAACAUAAAUCUACCUUACAUAUUCAAUUUUUUCUAUAA